UAAACUUGUUCUGAAGACUGUUGUCAAAAGGCUGGAGAGACGCUGCAAACACCGGAGGACGAUUUCGGCGACCAGUUUCAUGUGUGCCCCAGGUUUUUAUUCGUCUUGAGAUUAGCAUUAUCUGUAUUUUAAAUGUUAGUGUAAAGGUUUGAAAGUCGUUCACGUUAGUUUUGAUUUGAAUUAUCGAGUUUACGCGAAGAAGCGAGGGCUGAACUAACGUCGGUUACAAUAGUUUGACUCGUUAAGAUAAUAUCCAAACAUCGAGAGUUUUUUAAAAGCUUAUUUUUUAAAGGCGAACAUUACUUUAAUCCAAAAAUGAGCGCGGGUGUUGCAAAACCGGCGAAUCCGUCGACACACGUCGACCCGAAGUCGGUUCCUCUGAAAGAAAUCCCAGAUGUUCUGCUCGACCCUCGCAACAUGAGGAGAUACGCGAGGGGACGCUUCCUCGGUAAAGGUGGUUUCGCCAAAUGCUACGAGAUAACAGAUUUGGAGACGAAGCAGGUUUUCGCCGGGAAAGUCGUGCCCAAGUCCCUGAUACUGAAGCAGCACCAGAGGGAGAAAAUGACCUCGGAAAUCGCCAUACACAAGAGUCUCGACCACGCCAACGUCGUCGGCUUCCAGGGGUUCUUCGAAGACGACGACUUCGUCUUUGUCGUCCUGGAAAUCUGCAGGAGAAGGUCCUUGUUGGAGCUGCACAAGCGUCGUAAGGCUGUGACUGAGCCCGAGGCCCGCUACUACAUGUCGCAGCUGCUUAAAGGUGUCCAGUACUUGCACAACAACAGAGUCAUCCACAGAGACCUGAAACUGGGCAACAUCUUCCUCAACGAUGACAUGGAGGUCAAGAUAGGUGACUUCGGUUUGGCCACUAAGAUCGAGUUUGACGGCGAGAGGAAGAAGACCUUGUGUGGAACGCCCAACUACAUUGCACCUGAAGUGCUUUGUAAGAAAGGCCACAGCUACGAGGUGGACAUCUGGUCACUUGGAUGCAUUCUGUACACUUUGUUGGUGGGUAAGCCCCCAUUCGAGACCUCCUGCCUGAAGGAGACUUACAGCCGCAUCAAGAAAAACAAUUACACCAUCCCCUGGCACAUCAACCCAGCCGCAUCCUCCCUAAUCAAGCGGAUGCUGCAUGCUGAUCCUGCCCUGAGGCCAACUGUCUCCGAGCUGCAAACAGAUGAGUUCUUCACAUCGGGCUACAUCCCCUUACGUCUGCCCACUACCUGCCUCACCGUGCCCCCGCGCUUCUCCAUCGCACCCUCCACAGCCAUGGAGCUCAACCAGAGACGCCCAUUGACUGCUAUCAAUAACAAAGGAGGGACAGAGAAGGUGGAUAUGAAAGACGAGCCAAUGCAAAGGGAGCCUGAACAAGCAGAAAACCACCUGAAAGAUAUGCUGCAGCAGCUCAACAGCAUCAUUGCUGCCAAACCGUCAGAGAAGGCCGUCAUCUGCCAAGGGGAGGCCGAGGAUCCUGCAUGUAUUCCCAUCUUCUGGAUCAGCAAAUGGGUGGACUACUCGGACAAAUAUGGAUUAGGCUACCAGCUGUGUGACAACAGUGUUGGUGUGUUGUUCAACGACUACACCCGUCUGAUCAUGUACGCUGAUGGAGACAGUCUGCAGUACAUUGACAAAACAGCUGCUGAAUCCUACCUCAGCGUUCGCUCGUUUCCUGCCACACUCAACAAGAAGAUAACUUUGCUGAAAUAUUUCCGUAACUACAUGAGCGAGCACCUGCUGAAGGCUGGUGCGAACAUUGCACGGCGGGAAGGCGAUGAGCUGGCGCGGCUUCCUUACCUCUCCUUGUGGUUCAGAACCAAGAGCGCCAUCGUGCUGCACCUCACCAAUGGCACCGUUCAGAUCAACUUCUUCCAGGACCACACCAAGCUGAUCCUGUGCCCUCUGAUGGCCGCUGUGACCUACAUCGACGAGAAGCGAGAAUUCCGCACCUACAAGCUUUCCCUGCUCGAGGAGUUCGGCUGCACUAAAGAGCUGGCGAGCCGCAUUCGCUACGCCAAGCUGAUGGUGGAGAAACUGCUGGACAGCAAACCUUCCCCGGCCGCCGCACAAUAGACCACGUCUUAAACCCCCACUUAAUUAUUAACUUGCCACUUCUCUCUGUCAGGCUCUGAGAACGGAAAGAUCCUGACAUUUUCUGGGUUUAAUGAUUUUUAUUAGGCCCUGACCGUGUACCUUGAAAAUGAAUCACUUGUAUAUUGUGGAAAUUUUUGCCUGUCAUCCACUUAUUUUUAUCGUUCUUCCUGCUGUCGGUCAAAUCUCUUAAUUUUUCUGAUGAAGCUUGGCCAACAUGUUCACGGUGAAACAAUCCUUGACGACUAACUCUCCAGCCACAAAGCAGACGAGCAUACCCCGUCACUUUAAACGAGUCUUGAAGGAAAAAUAUGAGCGUUAAAGGCUUUUGGUGUUCAGAAUCAUCUUAAAGUUCCACCAUGAUUCUCUUUGCUUGUUUGUAUUCAUUUACUCAGCAGUUAUGUAUUUGAAGCUGAGUGAACAGAUGUGUGUGUGUGUGUGUUGGGCAUUGAAAACUCCGACUGGCUGUGUGGAUGGGGAAAACAAGCUUCUCUGGUCGCUUCUCUAGUUUGUCUGUUUUAUCUGUGUUGUCUGUAGAGAGAUGGACCAUGUUAAUACGUCUACAUCAUGUACAGUAUUUUUCCUCCUGUAGCCACUUUUUUUUUUUUUUUACACUUUUUAAGUCUAUUUUAGAUGUCUUGUCUUUUUCAACAUGUACAGACCUGUAAAUACUGCUGAAUAUGCAUACAUGUUGUGAAGAUGGUUAAAUUUUAUCCAAGUCUAAAUAAAGAUUCUCUUGAACAAAUGUAA
Labrus mixtus (cuckoo wrasse) is the source of this 2835-nucleotide messenger RNA. RefSeq names its product polo-like kinase 1 (Drosophila) (gene plk1). The record is from RefSeq and is a predicted model, not a curated record. Lineage: Eukaryota; Metazoa; Chordata; Actinopteri; Labriformes; Labridae. Gene Ontology annotation, molecular function: protein binding; ATP binding; protein serine/threonine kinase activity. Gene Ontology annotation, cellular component: centrosome; spindle pole; cytoplasm. Gene Ontology annotation, biological process: protein phosphorylation; regulation of cytokinesis; mitotic cell cycle. The coding region runs from base 316 to 2067 and encodes 583 amino acids. The transcript has 11 exons.